This is a messenger RNA of Babesia ovata, 927 nucleotides long. Its product is annotated as cAMP-dependent kinase regulatory subunit. Bases 1 to 927 code for a protein of 308 amino acids. Gene Ontology annotation, biological process: regulation of protein phosphorylation. Gene Ontology annotation, cellular component: cAMP-dependent protein kinase complex. NCBI's taxonomy places the organism in Eukaryota, Apicomplexa, Aconoidasida, Piroplasmida, Babesiidae. The transcript has 7 exons. Gene Ontology annotation, molecular function: cAMP-dependent protein kinase regulator activity. The record is from RefSeq and is a predicted model, not a curated record.
AUGUCCGAGGCGGCGCGCUUCGCUCGAGCGCGAAACCGACUCUCGAUCUCCGCGGAGGUUUUCGGCCAAUUCAAUGAUCCUGACCGCUUCGAAGCGCCAAUCCAUGGCAAGACCGGCGAGCAGGCCGAGCGCAUCAAGGACUCGCUGCUGAAGUGUUUCCUGUUUUCCUCCGUGGAUCACAAGGGUAUAAACAUUUUGGUUGGCGCUUUUGAGGCGCAUGAUGUGACUGCCGGGACGACUAUCAUCCAGCAAGGCGACGCCGGCGACAAACUGUACCUGGUCGAAUCGGGUACCGCAGAGUUCCUCAAGAAAUCAGAGCUUGAUGACAAGGUAAUGUCUCUGGGCAAAAUCAGCGAAGGAGGAUGUUUCGGAGAGUUGGCGCUAAUGUACAAUGCCCCUAGGGCGUGCUCCGUCGUGGCCGAAACCGACAUGAAGCUCUGGAGCCUUGAUCGCUCUACCUUCAACCACAUCGUGCGUGCAGCUGUGAUCAAGAAGCGCGAAAAGUACGACAAGUUGCUGCAAAGUGUAGCGCUGCUGAACAAACUUGACCCGUACGACCGCUGCCGUUUGGCCGAUGCCCUGAAGGAAAGGACGUUUGUUGACGAGGACAUCAUCGUGGAGGGGACCACGGGCACGAGCCUAUUCAUGAUAAUGGAGGGCAAGGCCCACGCGUACUGCCAAGGCAAGCUUGUGAAGUCGUACGCCGAAGGCGGCUACUUUGGCGAGAUAGCGUUGAUAGCUCAGACCCCCCGCGCCAGCACCGUCAAGGCUGAGGGCAAGUGCGUUGUCGUGGAACUCGAACGUGAGAGCUGCGUCAACUUGCUUGGACCAAUGGAGGAGUGCAUGCGCAACAACCUCGAGGAAUACAACCGCGUGCUAGAGUCGCUGAACAUCGAGAACAAGAAUCUCGCCUCGCUUAAGAUCUAA